Molecule: messenger RNA, 2259 nt
Organism: Heterobilharzia americana
Lineage: Eukaryota; Metazoa; Platyhelminthes; Trematoda; Strigeidida; Schistosomatidae
Source: the annotation of a GenBank genome assembly
AUGAUAACAGUAUUCUUACUGUGUUUAAAUUUGCUUACUCAUCAUCAUCAUCAUUUAAAGCAUGCUGAUCGACGGGAAAUGAAUUUACAAUCUGUCAUUAUUGAACAUAUUCCAUUUAACAUUCAACAACCCAAUAAUCUAGCUGGUUAUCAAACUUUAUCGUCACUUGAAAUUAUACCAUCAAACAUAUCUCAUAUUUAUAAUAAACAUAUUUUGCCGAUUCAGAUACAUCAUAUAUAUUUCUUUGGGGAAGAAAUGAUUAAACCAAUUCCAUUAUAUUGUUCGAACAUAAAACAAUAUUCAAUGUUCAAUGAAAGUUUGAAUUUAUUCACUACCUCUUAUCAUGUUAUCUGGCAUGUUUCAAAAGGUUCCGUUAAUGAAAUAAAAUCAGCUGCCGAUGAAGGUUAUAAAGCAGAAAACGGAAUACUGAAAAUCUAUCCAGAUGAGGCAUAUAAACGAAAGCAUGCUUUAUUUAUAUGUUCGCAUUAUGGAAAUGGAUUGAUAACUAAAACAAUACACCAGUUCAUCUAUCAUGUACCCAAAGUAUGGGACGACGAGGUUCAUCUGAUAGUUCCACGGAUUCGUGAGGCACACAUUCAACUCAAAAAUCUGUCAAAUCCACUACUGAGAAGAAGAAAUAUGAGAAGCCAUGAGAUGCAUUAUUAUCCAUAUUUACAAAAGGAAAAUGAUGAUAUCUUAAAACAAUAUCUUAUGAAUUCAUUAAAACAAAUUUUCAACGGGAUAAAAUGCUUCAUUGAAACAUUGAACAGUACAUCAGAUUCAUCAGAUAAUUAUAGAAUCAAUAAAUAUUCUACAGAGUAUUUUUUCAGUUUCAAAUUAAAAUUUCCACAAGAUGUGUCAAACAUAAAUGGAUCAUCACUAUACAGUAUUAAUUUAAUACCAAUAAGAAAAAUUAAACAAAUGGAAGAUUUGUUGAGAAAUUUUGAAGUGAUUCAAUUACAGUACGUUUACUAUUUAUCAUCAUCAUCAUCAUCAUCAUCAUCAUCAUCAUCAUCAUCAUCAUCAUCAUCAUCACCAUCAUCAUCAUCAUCAUCAUCAUCAUCAUCAUCAUCAUCAUCAUCAUCAUCAUCAUCAUCAUCAUCAUCAUCAUCAUCAUCAUCAUCAUCAUCAUCAUCAUCAUCAUCAUCAUCAUCAUCAUCAUCAUCAUCAUCAUCAUCAUCAUCAUCAUCAUCAUCAUCAUCAUCAUCAUCAUCAUCAUCAUCAUCAUCAUCAUCAUCAUCAUCAUCAUCAUCAUCAUCAUCAUCAUCACCAUCAUCAUCAUCAUCAUCAUCAUCAUCAUCAUCAUCAUCAUCAUCAUCAUCAUCAUCAUCAUCAUCAUCAUCAUCAUCAUCAUCAUCAUCAUCAUCAUCAUCAUCAUCAUCAUCAUCAUCAUCAUCAUCAUCAUCAUCAUCACCAUCAUCAUCAUCAUCAUCAUCAUCAUCAUCAUCAUCAUCAUCAUCAUCAUCAUCAUCAUCAUCAUCAUCAUCAUCAUCAUCAUCAUCAUCAUCAUCAUCAUCAUCAUCAUCAUCAUCAUCAUCAUCAUCAUCAUCAUUGGCGAAAUCCAAAUCUUCUUCUAGGCUCUUUUCAUCUGUCAAACAGCUCGUUUAUUCACCUUUCUCCCCACUUACUAAUUUCUUAAAAUGUAGGGAUCCUGUGAUACAUUAUGAAUUAUUCACACCAUCAUUUUGUGCAGAUUUCAAUCAGUAUACCAGCAAUAGAAUAAGAGGCAUUUAUUCAACUAAACACAAUUUCAGUCUGUGCAAUACUUUCUGUCGCCAAGGCGUGCUGACAAUAAAACAAGAAAAGAAUGAUAUGAAAACUACUGGCGGGAAAUUAUAUUUAAAAAUUAAAAUGAUCAUGGAUAUAUGUAAAUUUUUUCUGAAAUUUGGGGAUUAUUUCAAUGUUUCAAUGAAGUUCAAUUUAUUUUCGAAUAUACCUAACCUUGUCUACAGCGAAAAUUCAAAUGAAGUUACGCUAUUGAUAACAUUUGAUUUAAAGAAACUAAAUAUUAGUGAAUCUUGGAUUCAAACAGUUAGAAUUUUUAAUAAUGAUGUAUACCUAACAAAAAGUGCGGUUAUCUUGAAUCAAACAAUCAAAUUUCUAAAAUGUCGGUGUUACAAUUUGAAUAUUGUUCAACAUCGACAUAUCGGAAAAGUUAUGAUAUUUGACAAUCAACUAAUUCUUCAACAUCCAGAAUAUUAUAAACAACUAAACAAUCAAUUUUGUGAAAGCAGUCAAUCAAUUCAAACAGGGAAAUAA